UUCCUUUCCGUCUCACCAUCACCUCUCAGUAGUCAGUCAUCAUGUCUGAUCAGCUGCUUCUUCUUGAGCGACAAGCUCGUCGACAUGCUUUGGUCAAGAUUGAGGAACACAUCAAGCAAACCCCUAAUAUGCAUGUCGAACCAAGCGAUCUGAAGGCGGCUGGUAUCCGCCAUCUCCCUUUGUCCCUAGAGGGGGGCAGAGACGGGCCAUGUUUUUUCAAAGCCUAUGAAGAGAACCUCCCCCUCCCAACCGAAGAAGAUGCGUUCCUUAAAAACCAGCUAAACCCAGAUCAUAUCAUGUGGGACACUCGUGCAUUGGAGGUCUUUCUGUUUUACCACUUUCAGGACUGCAGAUCCUUUGCAUUGCGCGAGUAUCCGAACAACCCUCCCUUUGGCGUGUAUCGCGAGAUUGGGGAUUUCAAGUUCGGCCAACUCUUGGAGUGUUUUGGUUUCAAUUGGUAUGCUGUAUCAGUGACUGAUUAUCCUGAGCAAAACUAUCCCCACAUGAAGGCCAUCGUGGAAAAUGAGGUAAUUGGUGACAAUCGUCUGCUUCGUGGAGAAAUCAUGACGAUCACCGAUAUUAUGAGGGGUCGUCUAAGGUCCAAGACGCUGCGGCCGCACAUCGUUGCUCCGAUGUUGGUGCUCUCGCUCAUGGGCCCCCGUCAUGCCCGUGUCCUAGAGGCCGAUUUUGAUGGAACGAUGCUUAAUGUCCGUGCUUCGAAGUUGUAUGAUUUCACGCGGAAGAACACAGAUGCCGUGCAGCUGCUGACGCGGUAUUGGCUGGGUGGGGCCUGCGGCCAGACCACGAUGAAAUCCUAAGUUGAUAUAUCUCAUUGUGGCGUUUAGGUUUGGCGUUGUAUAUGAAUUGAGACGGAACAUGGGCAUUGAUCACGAUAAUAUGGAUUAGCUGACUGGUAACGAGCGUCGUUCUGGCAAUGACGUCACAUCUACGAGUUAGGUAUAAUGGGAAAAUAACUUUGCAUUCAUCAUGCUCGGGAAAUGGAAAUGGAAAUUUCAAGGGUACAUGCACAGAGAGC
Aspergillus costaricaensis CBS 115574 is the source of this 1036-nucleotide messenger RNA. RefSeq lists its product as uncharacterized. The transcript has 3 exons. Bases 42 to 818 code for a protein of 258 amino acids. The record is from RefSeq and is a predicted model, not a curated record. Lineage: Eukaryota; Fungi; Ascomycota; Eurotiomycetes; Eurotiales; Aspergillaceae.